Messenger RNA from Populus nigra (black poplar), 2072 nucleotides. RefSeq names its product WEB family protein At2g40480. The transcript has 2 exons. The coding region runs from base 66 to 1808 and encodes 580 amino acids. NCBI's taxonomy places the organism in Eukaryota, Viridiplantae, Streptophyta, Magnoliopsida, Malpighiales, Salicaceae. The record is from RefSeq and is a predicted model, not a curated record.
CUUCCUUUCACUUUUACAUUUAACACUACACACCAUCAGCUGAACUUGAGCCUGCCAUUGCGGAGAUGACUGAGCCUGUGCCUGAGCCUGAGCCUCCAUACUCUGUUGCUGAAGCGGUUCCCGGCACGCCUGGGAUCCGGGAAAUAAGGCCCGAAAAGGGUUCUGAGAAUUUCAGGUUUUGCAAUGAACAGAAUGGAAAUGAAGGUAACCAGGGGACGAGGAAGGUUGGUUUGAGAGCAGAGAUCGACACGUCUCCUCCGUUUGGAUCGGUCAAGGAGGCUGUGACACGGUUCGGUGGAAGCGGGCCAUGGGUGCCUUAUUACUAUAGGAUUGGAGAAAGUUAUGGCGUUGAGGAUAUCGACAUAAAAAAGGUAGAGGAGCAAGCAGCAGAAUUGGAGAAGCAUCUGAUUGUGAAAGAAUUGGAAACACUCGAUGUCCUUGAAGAACUUGGAACGACAAAAAGGGUUGUUGAAGAGUUGAAGCAGCAGCUGCAAAAGGAAGCGCUUAGAUGCAUGACAGUUCCUGAUGAACCGAUGUCAAGUCCUGCUAUCAAAGAAAUGAACAAGGGAAACUAUAGCUUUCACGUCAACAACAGCGAACAGAGGUUAAUAAGCUUAAGCCCUUGCCCUACGGCAUCGCCUGAUCUGAUCUUAAUGGAGUUGAAGCAAGCGAAAUUGAACCUUGGUAAAACCAUUAACGACCUUGGGGUGAUUCAAACUUCUGUUGAGUCUUUGAAUAAGAAAAUGAAGAAAGAGAAAACCUUACUCAAAAAGACCCGUGAGAGGCUAACAUCAAAAUUUGCAGGGGGGUUAUCUCUGGAGGAAGAGCUGAAGCAAGCAAGAACGAAGCCGCAUAUUGCAGAUGAUGUUGAAACUGAUUACAAGGCAGGGUAUUUAAUGAAAAUGGAUGAAGUCCAAAAAACGGAAGUUUUAAAAGGAAUGUUAGCUGAAAACAUCAAGACUAACAUCAGAACUGCUGAAUUGAGGUUGCUGGCAGCCAAGAAGAUGGAAGAAGCAGCAAGAGCAGCAGAAGCUGUUGCCCUGGCAGAAAUCAAGGCUCUAUCAACUGAUGAGAGCUCAUCGGGAUAUGCCUUGCCAGAACCAGAGAAAGUUCCCUCCUUUGAAGCAAGAUCUCCUCUAAAUCCUAAAGAUCAGAAGGCCGAGGAGCUUUCCCAGAAGAAAGUGGAAACUUUGAAGCUUCCAAAGCAAGAAGUUCACUUUACUAAAAUGUCUAUUCUAAAUAAGCUAAGGGAAGCAACGGAAGAAGUUAAACUAAGCAAACAAGCCUUAGAAGAGGCUCUGAACAAAGUCGAUAUGGCCAAUAGAAAGCAAGUUGCUGUUGAAGAGGCUAUCCGCAAAUGGAUGCCAGAGGAUGAUCAAGUGGGACAGGACGCAUAUUAUCAUACCAGGCUUGGUAAUUUCCAUUUGCAUCCAUCCGAUCAACGGCAGGAUUCUCCAUUAAAUGAAGUGAACAACCCCAAUCUAAUUGGUGAUGGCCCGAAGCCUGUUCUGAGAACCACAGUUUCGAUGAGGGAUGUUCUGAGCAGGAAGCAAAUUAGAGCGGAAGAAUAUGUUGCAGCAAGGCCAGCAGAAGGCGGCACAGAGAGGCAAAAGGUGGCUUUGAGUCAAAUGCUUCAUGAACUGAGGGAGGAUCUAACGUUUCAUCCGAGAGUUGAAAAACAUGGAGGUGAACAGAAGCAGCAGUUCUAUACACAAAGGAGAAAGUUUGGGUUCAUUCAUAUAUCGCUGCCCAUGACAAAACCAGGCAAGAAAAAGAUGCAAGAUUUGAACAAUAUGAAGAUGCAUUAAGAUGCAGUAAAUUAGUUUCUGGUUGUGUAGUGAAAUGUUUUUAAUUACUUUGUAUUGGUUUGGAGUUAUGAUUUUAGCUUGCUUGUGCUGCUAAUGUAUGCCCUUGUAGGUUUGUAUCCUUUUUUCUCUUAGAGAUAGAUGAUGUCUUUUGUAUGGUGUACUUGCUGCUUUAUUGUCCCUGGACUUGGCUCGUACUCUGAGCUGGGUAUUUCAUAUUAAUUUUUCCUAUGGAAGGCAUUGGGAGUCUGAUGAGCUAUUCUCUUA